Molecule: messenger RNA, 1089 nt
Organism: Choloepus didactylus (southern two-toed sloth)
Lineage: Eukaryota; Metazoa; Chordata; Mammalia; Pilosa; Megalonychidae
Gene: SOX15
Product: SRY-box transcription factor 15
Exons: 2
Coding region: 239-925 (228 amino acids)
Biological process (GO): positive regulation of transcription by RNA polymerase II; cell differentiation; negative regulation of transcription by RNA polymerase II
Molecular function (GO): DNA-binding transcription factor activity, RNA polymerase II-specific; RNA polymerase II cis-regulatory region sequence-specific DNA binding
Source: RefSeq, a predicted model, not a curated record
CGCGCGCGGGCUCUGCCUUCGACUCUCCAAAGUGCCGAACUGGUUGGGAGCAGGGGCUCCAUUUUAAGGACUUGGGACUGGGAGUCGGUGUGUACUCUUUAAGGACACUUCUUUCUCCGAGACGACUCCGGACGAGGAAACCACUUCCAUUUCCAGUAUACCGGAUUUGGGGAGCAACGCUUCCCUUUGGAGGGGAGGGCGCUCAGGACGCCCUCUUAAGGCUGACCCCCAACCCCCUAUGGCGCUCCCCGGCUCCCCACAGGACCAGGCCUGGAGCCUGGAGCCCCGGGGCCUCGCGGCCCCCCCCUCCUCCUCGUUCUCGGGGCCCCAGGAGCCGGAGGGCGCUGGGAAGCCGGUGGUGCCUGCCGGGCUCCCCUCGGAGAAAGUGAAGCGGCCCAUGAACGCCUUCAUGGUGUGGAGCUCCGCCCAGCGCCGCCAGAUGGCGCAGCAGCACCCGAAGAUGCACAACUCGGAGAUCUCCAAGCGCCUGGGCGCGCAGUGGAAGCUGCUGGGCGAGGAAGAGAAGCGGCCCUUCGUGGAGGAGGCCAAGCGGCUCCGGGCCCGGCACCUGCGCGACUAUCCCGACUACAAGUACCGGCCCCGGCGCAAGGCCAAGGGCCCCGGCGCCGGGCCCUCCCACUUCAGCCAGGGGGGCGGCGGGGCCGUCUGGGGGCCGGGCUUCGUGACCACCCAAAGCAGAGGCUUUGGGUACCAGCCCCCCAAUUAUUCGACAGCCUACCUGCCCGGCGGCUACGGCUCUUCCCACCGUAAACCAGAGGCCCCCUCAUCGUGCCCCUUCACUCAGAGUGGCCCUAAGCUCCAGGGCGAGCUGCUCUCCCCCUAUACCCCUUACGUCCCCCCAGGCUCGCCCACUGCGUACAACCCUCCCCUCUCAGGUGCCCCAUUGCCACUGACCCACCUCUAACCUUUGGGGCCAUGUACCUCCCAGGAAGGGCCCUGCCCUCCGUUCUCACCCUUUCCCUCCUGUGUUGGCUCACACGGUUCUGAGGGAGGCUGUGUCCUGCUGCGAGAGCCGGCGAUGCAACACAAUACUUUCACUUUUUGUAAGAACAGUUUUAUAUGAUUGAA